Molecule: messenger RNA, 2535 nt
Organism: Raphanus sativus (radish)
Lineage: Eukaryota; Viridiplantae; Streptophyta; Magnoliopsida; Brassicales; Brassicaceae
Exons: 5
Coding region: 1-2535 (844 amino acids)
Molecular function (GO): catalytic activity
Source: RefSeq, a predicted model, not a curated record
AUGGCUGAUAACUUGAGAAGGGCGAUUCAAGAUCUCACUUUGGGACUUGAAGAUGAACCAGUGGCUCUUUCCAUUGACGUUUGUACCGAAGCAAGGCGUGCUACCCAAAUUGUUGAGAAGAAGAAGUUCCAGUUCAUCUUCCCUUCUGAGGAGUUGUUGCAAUCGGUGUUGAGUCGUGGCCCAAGGGCUGUUCAUGAUCGUAUGGUGAUCAUGAAUCGGUGGAAUCCGGCGCAAGGAGAUGCUCAACUGAACCACAUUCCAUUUUGGGUUCAGAUUAGGGGUAUUCCGUUGGAGUUUCUUACGGAGGGUAUGAUAAGGAACAUUGGAGACAGAAUCAGCGAGGUUCUGUUGGUGGAUUUCAAGACUGAAGUUGCUGUUGAUGUGGAAUACGAGAGACUGCGGGGGUUCUGUGAGGAUUGUGGUAUGUUGACUCAUGACACUGGUGAGUGUCUGACGGAUAUUGAAGAUCACCAGGUUGAGAGUGAUCAUGAUGAGGAUCAUCAGGUUGGAGGUGAUCCUAUGGCGGAAGCAGAUCAAGGUAACAUUGCUAAUCAGGAAAAUCUGGGUAUGGACGUGGUUGAACAUCAGGUUGACCAUGAGCCUUUUGUGGAUCCUACAUUGGGUGAUCAUCAAGGAUCACAUAUGGCGUUACUGGGGAUGGUGUGUUAUCGUGCUCCUAUGGAUGUGGUGCGGGAGGAUCAUGGAAUGCAAGUUGAUCAACAAAGAAUGGGCCGGAAGCGUAAGUUUAGCAACUGUUUCUCUGAGGAAGAAGAAGUGGGGGAGGCAGUAAUGACUAAGGAUAAAGGGAUAGUGGCUUCUGGUGAGGGUGAUGAUCAUGUCAUCCUGGAGAUGGAAGAACGGUGGAGCUCUGAGUUCAGUUUUGGUCAGUAUGGAUCUUUUCUGUUGAAUGCUCAAGACGGUGAUUGGUCAAAUGAGUUGGGAGCGAAUCGGGCUAAGGCGAUUCAUUCGGUUGGGAUGUCUGAAUCUAUUGAAGCUCAGUUGAUGGGUAGCAUUUUGGUGAAGAAAACUCGAGGUGAAAGCGUAAUGGUGGAUAAACAUCAGGUGGGCAAGAUGAAGGUCUCUACAGAGUUUAAUGGUCUGAGGAAGCUGCAGGAGGAUUACGAGGAUGGGCAGGAGGACACAAUUGACAGAGGCGCGGUGGGCCCGAUGGUUUUAGUUCCUCCACGGGGGUUAGGUGGUGGAUUAGCUGUGCUUUGGAAAAACUAUGUUUCAGUUUCUGUUAUUUCAAGUGAUGUACGUCUUGUUGAUCUCUAUGUGGAAUAUAAAGCUUUUAAGUUUUAUUUGUCUUGUGUUUAUGGAAAUCCUAUUCCUAAAUAUAGAAAUCAUCUUUGGGAAAGAAUACAGAGACUUGCCGUAUCAAGAGUUGGUCCUUGGAUGUUAUGUGGGGAUUGUAAUGAGAUUACUAAUCCUAAUGAGAAAAAGGGAGGACAUGUAAGGUCUGUAACAAGUUCUAGAGAUUUUAAUACAAUGAUCCAAAUAUGUGAUAUGAAGGAUCUUAAGUUUAAAGGAAAUCAGUUUAGUUGGGUGGGUAGAAGAAAGACAGAAGUGAUAGAGUGUUGUCUGGAUCGGGUACUAGUCAGCACGGAAUUUUUGAAUCAGUUUCCGAUGUCAGAAACAGAGUAUUUGGAGAUAGCAGAAUCAGAUCACCGUCCUAUGAUAAUCAAUAUAGAAUAUCAGCAGAAGAUUAGGAAAGGUUGGUUCUGUUAUGAUAAGAGGCUUUAUGACCAUGAAAGUUUUGUGGAUACAGUUACAGAAGCCUGGUCUAGUACUAAUCAAAUAGAUGAAUGGAUGAAGAAAUUAGAUCAUUGUCGUGAAGUGGUAAUAGGAUGGAAGCGAAGAAAUGUAUCAAAUGCAGCAGAGAGAAUCAAGGAGAUAAGGAGCCGUAUUGAUCAAGCAAUAUGUGAUAGAACUAUAUCAACAGAUUACAUCAAUCAUCUACGCUGUGAUCUGAACAAAGCUUAUGCUGAUGAAGAGGAAUAUUGGAGACUGAAGAGUAGAAAUAGAUGGUUGAACUUAGGUGAUCGCAGUACAAGGUUUUACCAUGGAGUUACAAAGAUGAAGAAAAGUCAGAAUAAAAUUAAACAUAUGCAAGAUAAGCAUGGAACUUUACAUUCUGAGAAUGAGAUGAUUGGUAAAAUUGCAGAGGAGUAUUUUGUCGAGAUGUUUUCUUCUUCAGAAACAAGUUCAGUAUCAGAUUUUUUGCCUAGUAUUAAAAAGAAGAUUACAGAUGAGAUGAAUAAUAUGUUGCUUCGGCCUAUUACUGAUUUGGAGGUUCAUGAUGCUCUGUUUUUGAUUGGAUCAGAUCGUGCCCCUGGGCCAGAUGGAUUUACAGCUUCAUUUUAUCAACAGUUUUGGAAUGUUAUUGGACCUGAUGUCUGCUGCAUGACCAAUAAGCUUAUGUACUGUGGCUUACAAGUUGAUAUCAAAGAUUUUAUGCCUUCGUAUGCAAGGGUGCUUAGAAGGAAUCAUUUCGGAAGCUCAGGCUGCUUUCGUACCAAACCGACAAAUUUCUGA